Exophiala dermatitidis NIH/UT8656 is the source of this 591-nucleotide messenger RNA. RefSeq lists its product as uncharacterized. Bases 1 to 591 code for a protein of 196 amino acids. The transcript has 2 exons. The record is from RefSeq and is a predicted model, not a curated record. Lineage: Eukaryota; Fungi; Ascomycota; Eurotiomycetes; Chaetothyriales; Herpotrichiellaceae.
AUGGCCCAACAACCAGGGGCAAAGGACACGGGGACUCCCGAGCAGUCACACCCACGACCGCCUCCUCCCAUCACGCAUAUCCUCGAAACAUGUCUACAGGUCAAAGACCUGAAAGCAUCCACGGCAUUCUACAGAGACAUUUUGAAUGUCCAGCCUUUUCUUGAUACUCCACGAAUGUCCGGCUUCUCCUUCGCUCAAACCACCCUCCUCCUAUUCCAGCUCGGCGCCACUGCAGCAGACUCACACAUGCCCGACAACCGUGGCACGAUCCCCGGUCACGGGCCGACGCAGAAUAUUCUUGAUUUACUACUGCCCGCCUACAACACUACCACCUCCAUUUCUGCCUCCGAGGAAGAUUCCAAAGUAUCAUCUUCUCCUUCUCCGUCGACCCCCGGAAGCCUACAUCAGCACUUUUGUUUCGCAGUCCCGUCGCCAGAUGACGUGAGCGCAUGGGAACAAUGGUUCAAAGAGAAGAAGGUCAAAGUCCUCGGCAAAGUCGAGUGGCCGAGGGGUGGACGGAGUGUGUAUUUUGCCGAUUUGGAUGGGAAUGUUGGGGAGGUGGCUAGUCGGGGGAUUUGGGGACAUUAUUGA